Heterobilharzia americana is the source of this 345-nucleotide messenger RNA. NCBI's taxonomy places the organism in Eukaryota, Metazoa, Platyhelminthes, Trematoda, Strigeidida, Schistosomatidae. The record is from the annotation of a GenBank genome assembly.
AUGAGUAAAGUACCGAAGGAUCUUCUGUUACGGUCAUGCACUGAUCUACUUGACUACAGCAACAAGACUAAGAAGCGGAAGUUUACAGAAACAGUUGAGUUGCAGAUAGCCCUAAAGAAUUAUGAUACUCAGAAGGACAAAAGGUUUUCCGGGACUGUACGACUGAAGCACAUCCCUCGCCCUAAGAUGACCGUAUGUGUGCUAGGAGACCAACAGCAUUGCGACGAAGCCAAAGCUAAUAAUAUCCCAUGUAUGGACGCUGAAGACUUGAAAAAGUUUGGGAAAGAGAAGAAACCUUUGAAAAAGCUAGGUAUGUUGAGUUUAUCUGCUAAUGUUCGCAGCUAA